AUGAAGAUCACCAAGUCUGAUUCAUCCAGCAGUAAUUGGGCCAUAAUUCCACAAAAUGCUAGAGCGUCAAACGAAGGUUCGGCAGUCCAAGGCCCUGUUGAAGCGUUCGAAGAAGACCGCCGGCGCCGACGUUAUGAGCAGGACCGCGACGCGGAUGUUGAUCGUUCGGUUGCCCGUAAGGAUCGCGGCAAGAAGCGAGGAGAUCGCGCGUCGAGAUACGAGGUUGAGGAAGAUGAGUGGGAGGACGGUUACCCAUCAAGACGCGAGAAGCGUACUUCUUACAGGGACGAAGGAGAAGACGAUUACGGUGCCCGACGCGACGACCGAUAUGAGCAGUAUGUGGAGAAGAAACGAAAGAAAGAAGAGCGCAAGGCACAGCGUGAUGCUGGGCCAAGGAACAUCACGUUGCCCGAACUAAUCAGCAUUACCGAUCUGGCCAGGGCGCUGAAGGUUCACAAUAGCCUUUUCCUUGAACAACUAGGCGAGCUCGGUUUCGAAAAUGUUUCCCUGGAGAGCAUCAUGGCUGGCGAGACAGCGGCCCUCGUUGCUCAGGAGUACGGUUUCGAGCCCAUCGUUGAGACGGGCGCUUCAGAGGACCUCAAGCCCCGGCCUCUACCGGAAGACGCAUCGGUGCUCCCUCAACGGCCUCCAGUGGUGACCAUCAUGGGUCACGUUGACCAUGGCAAGACGACUCUCCUUGACUAUCUCCGUAAGUCAUCCAUCGCCACCCAAGAGCACGGCGGUAUUACCCAGCACAUUGGUGCCUUCUCUGUCAAGCUCUCGGUCGGCAAGCAGAUCACCUUCCUAGACACACCUGGUCAUGCCGCUUUUCUCACGAUGCGUCAGCGCGGUGCAAACGUGACCGACAUUGUUAUUCUGGUGGUCGCGGCAGAUGACAGUGUCAAACCACAGACGCUUGAAGCAAUUAAGCAUGCCCGCGCGGCCAAGGUGCCCAUCAUCGUGGCCAUCAACAAGAUUGACAAAGAGGGUGCGCGCAUUGACCAGGUAAAACAGGACCUGGCCCGCCAUGGGGUCGAGAUUGAAGACUAUGGCGGCGAUGUGCAAGUAGCUUGCGUAUCGGGCAAAACAGGAGAGGGGAUGGACGCUCUUGAAGAGAAUAUCCUGACCCUUUCCGAAAUCCUGGACAUGCGUGCUGAGGAAGACGGACCUGCCGAGGGCUGGAUCUUAGAGAGCAGUCUCAAACCUAUCGGCAAGGCAGCUACAAUCCUCGUUAAGCGUGGCACCAUGCGUUCGGGUGAUAUCAUAGCUGCGGGCACAACAUGGGCCAGGAUUCGUCAUCUACGGAACGAGGCGGGCAUCAUGAUUGCCGAGGCACCGCCAGGCACUCCAAUUGAGGUGCUGGGCUGGAAAGAUCUGCCCGCAGCGGGUGAGCUGGUCAUUCAGGCUCCGGACGAGAGACGCGCCAGGAAUGCCUGCGAGUAUCGCAAGUCGUUGAAGGAUCGCGAGAAAGAUGCCGCCGAUCAUGAAAGGAGUGUCAAACAACGGAAGCUCAUUGAAGAGAGACGGGCAAUGGAGAAGGCCGCCAAGGAGUAUCCCGACGGCCGCGAACGCCGCACAGAUGGCACUUGGGGCACCACCGAGCAGCUGCCGGCAGAGGAGGGCGGCGUCAAAAUGGUCAACUUUGUCGUCAAAGGUGACGUGCAUGGUUCCGUCGAGGCCGUGUGCGCCAGCAUCCUCGAGAUCGGCUCCAACGAGGUGCGUCCGCGCGUCCUUCGCUCCGUUCCGGGCCACAUUACCGAGGGCGACAUCGACCAUGCGGCCACUUCAUCUUCUAUCAUUGUCAACUUCAAUCUGCCCAUAUCUGGACUCGUCAAGCGCAUGGCAGAGGAGCAGGGUGUCAGGAUCCUAGACCACACUGUCAUCUACCACUUGGCCGACGACGUCAAGGAUGUUCUCAGCGGGUACUUGACCCCUGAUGUCAGCAUCAAGGUGCUGGGUGACGCCGAGGUGUUACAGAUUUUCCCCAUCAACGUCAAGGGUCGUAUGUACAAAAACAUUGCAGGCUGUAGGAUACGCAACGGCAAGGUGGGGAGAAAUGACCUCUUCCGCGUCAUCAGAGAAGGCGAGAAGAUAUUCGAAGGCAAACUAGAGUCUCUCAAACAUCUCAAGAAGGAUAUCGACGAUGUGCGCAAGGGCGGCGAGUGUGGUAUUGGGUUUGCAGAGUUCCAAAACUUACAAGUAGGGGACCAAAUUCAAGCUUUCGAAGAGGUAACAACACAGAGGAAGCUGUAA
This is a messenger RNA of Pseudomassariella vexata, 2253 nucleotides long. RefSeq lists its product as uncharacterized. Gene Ontology annotation, biological process: translational initiation. The coding region runs from base 1 to 2253 and encodes 750 amino acids. Lineage: Eukaryota; Fungi; Ascomycota; Sordariomycetes; Amphisphaeriales; Pseudomassariaceae. Gene Ontology annotation, molecular function: GTP binding; translation initiation factor activity; GTPase activity. The transcript is spliced from 2 exons. The record is from RefSeq and is a predicted model, not a curated record.